This is a messenger RNA of Laccaria bicolor S238N-H82, 1512 nucleotides long. RefSeq lists its product as uncharacterized. Gene Ontology annotation, biological process: CAAX-box protein processing. The record is from RefSeq and is a predicted model, not a curated record. Gene Ontology annotation, cellular component: endoplasmic reticulum membrane. The transcript has 7 exons. Bases 16 to 1512 code for a protein of 498 amino acids. Gene Ontology annotation, molecular function: metalloendopeptidase activity. Lineage: Eukaryota; Fungi; Basidiomycota; Agaricomycetes; Agaricales; Hydnangiaceae.
CCAGCGGUGUCAACCAUGGACAUCCUCCACAACCAGCUCAACAACAUCCAGCAACACCUGGCCUUUGUGUCCACCAGCCCCAUUAAUUGGAUACUCUAUGUCCAGGUGUUCUCAUGGACAGUAACGCUCUUCGAGUCAUACCUCUUACUGAGGCAGUAUCCUCUUUACUUCAAGAAGGAUCCUCCUGCGGCUCUAGCAAGCCAUUUUGGUCCGGGGGUGUUCGAAAAGUCCCAAAAUUAUGGCAAAGACAAAGCCAAAUUUGCGCUCUUCUCCGGCCUGUUCAAGCAGGCUUUGGAUUCUAGCAUGCUUCAGUUUGGUUUCUAUUCUUGGUCUUGGGGUGCUUCAGGAGCGUUGAUUGGCAAGUUUGGCUUUGGGUCCGAGUACCAGAUCCUCCAAUCCAUCGGAUUUGUCUUCAUUCUCUUUUUCCUCUCUUCUAUUCCUACUCUGCCCUUGUCUGUCUAUGCCACGUUUGUCCUGGAGGAAAAGCACGGCUUCAACAAGACCACGCCCAGCCUCUUCGUCACGGAUCUCUUCAAAGGCUGGGCUCUCGCAUUUGGCCUGGGCGCUCCCUUCCUCGCUGCAUUCCUGUACAUCUUCCAAUGGGCUGGGGACCGAUUUGUGCCCUGGCUCAUGGCUUUCAUGAUCUCGUUCCAGCUUGUCAUGGUCGUCCUCUACCCCACCGUGAUCCAGCCCCUCUUUAACAAGCUCUCUCCCCUCGCCGAGGGUAACCUCCGCACCAGAGUCGAAUACCUGGCUUCCAAGCUCAAGUUCCCUCUCAAGCACUUGUACGAGAUCGACGGCUCCAAGCGCAGCUCCCACAGCAAUGCCUACUUCUUCGGUCUUCCCUGGGCCAAACACAUCGUCAUCUUCGACACCCUCAUCCAACAAAGCAAACCCGAAGAAGUCGAAGCCGUCCUCGCACACGAGCUCGGCCACUGGUACCACAUGCACCCCACCAAAAUGAUGGCCAUCUCCCAACUCCACAUCUUCACCAUCCUCGCCCUCUUCCCCGCCUUCUUACACGCCCCGCCCCUCCUCCGCUCGUUCGGCUUCCCUAAAGAGGUGGCAGCCAACCCGCCGACAAUCGUGGCGUUCCUAUUGUUCCAGAUGAUCUUGACGCCCUUGGAGGCGUUCGUGAGCAUCGGGAUGAAUGCUAUUAGCAGGCACUAUGAGUAUGAGGCUGAUCGGUUUGCGGUUGAGCUCCAGGAUCAGCUUCGUGAGCCGAGCAUGAGGGAUAUGGGUGAGAGGCUUGGAAGGGCUUUGGUUGCUCUGCAUGUCAAGAAUUUGUCGACUGUUUGGGUUGAUUGGCUGUACUCUGCAUACCACCACUCCCAUCCUACUCUUACUGAGCGGUUGAAAGGGCUCGAGGCAGAGUGGGGGGGAAGAAAAGAAGGACGAAACCUUGUCUGUGAUGGAGAACAAACCGUACCACCUAGCUUCCUCACCAGGUGGCAACAAUUCCGCGUAAAACGCUCUUGCAUAUCCCUGGAAAGCACCAUACACCGAACCUAA